Messenger RNA from Venturia canescens, 980 nucleotides. RefSeq lists its product as uncharacterized. The transcript is spliced from 3 exons. The record is from RefSeq and is a predicted model, not a curated record. NCBI's taxonomy places the organism in Eukaryota, Metazoa, Arthropoda, Insecta, Hymenoptera, Ichneumonidae. Bases 276 to 881 code for a protein of 201 amino acids.
AUUUGGCAGGUGGAUGACGCCGCUGUUUUAUUCCGAAUUAGAAUAGUAGAAAGCGGAACGUCGCUUAGGGAAGAAAAAGUCAUAUCUUGGAUAAAUCCACAUAACUGGACUGCGUAUCGAAGUGUACUGUAACACGUAACAACCACGGUCUACAUAUUUUUUGAACGUAUAGUUUCUAGUCAUACAGAACAAAAACUGUUGUUUAAAGACUUUUACAUUAACAAAUAUUUACAAACAUUUACACACACAAAUACAUAUUCUACCGCCAAAAUACAAUGGCAAACGCAGGUACUCUCGUGGCUCAUUUGUUCAAAUUGGCCGUCACUCUUGUUUGUAUGCGAUAUAUCGAAAGUUCAUACAAAAUUUUUUCGAACGAGAACGAUUGGGCUGCACGGGCUUUUCAAAUUUUGCUCAUCCACUCCAUUCUUGGUGUUUUCACGUUUGGAACUUCGGGGAGCCUCGUAGGAAAACGAAUGUUCCGAGACAUUUAUGACGGCUUGACAAAUAUCAUUGAGAUUGUGCCACUAGCACUUUUUGCUACAGAAAUAUCACUGCGGUGCCAUGUGAAUGAAAUACUCAGGCAAUUGCUACUUAUUACUCUGGGGAUAUUGCCCAUAGUUCACGAAGUUAUACGUAAAAAAAAACGUGCCCGAACGCUCCAACUGACGAAUUUUGUCAUUGGUGUACAACUGUUUACUAUUAUUGUUGCUUGCCUAAAACGAGGGAAUUUAAGUGUCACCAGCUUCGUUGCUGCUUAUAUUCUGGACCGCUACUUCCUGGAAGAUCUCUGUGACCGUUUCGAUGUGCCUUAUAUUGAUCUUGCCCAGUACAGCAUGUCAUUCGUGGAAGUUUUUGCUCUCGUUACCAUUCAAGAAUUGUGAGAAUUGAACUUCCGUUUCUCCCCGUCAAUCCUGUCUUCUACCAUUACCUUUGUCUUCUUGAAAACUUUGGAAGAAAUAGAAAAUUUGAGAUAUCCAAAA